AGAGCUGUGACGGACUGUGAACCAGUCUCCUGUUUGUUUCCUGGUAGAAGCUACGUCUCCAGUCCACCUUCACUCCUCGUCUUCAUCAGGUGAUCAUCUCCAUCAGAAGGUCACUGGUGGAAUGAACGAAGCAAUGAGAAUCCAGUUUUACCAGAACUGAAAUUCAACCUGUUGGUGAGUCAGAGUGACCAGAAAAAUAGAAACACCACCACAGUGCUGAGGUGUUGGCCUCUGCGAUGAGUCAGCAUGAGGACGGACAGGGCAGAGGCCCUCCCUCUAAAACCGGGCUGCGUGAGGACCGUGAGAGCCGGAGCACAGCUCAGAGGAUGCAGCAGCAGAGACCAGACUCUCCUGACUCCAGCUGUGUGUCCAUGAAAAGUGACUGGUCUGAGGGUCGUCUCAUAAACUUUAAAGAUGGACGACCUGGUGAUGGAAGAGUUCAGCAGCAGAGCUCAGAGGAUCACAGUGACCAGUCUGCACAGCAGCAUCAGCCGGACCUGGACUCUGUACUCCAUGCUGCUGUGUUCAGACCAGCAGCCUUCAGACCCACACAGGAGUCACAUGUUGGGUUGGACCAGUUUCACUUCACUGUUCACUUUCUCAUUCUGUUCCAGCUGCUGGAGGAGAACAUGGUCACUUUUGUGAAGAACGAGCUGAAGAAGAUCCAGAGGGUCCUGAGUCCAGAUUACCCAGAAUGCUUAGAGAGUCAGAGGGAGGAUGAGGAGGAGCUGGGUGGUGAGGAUGAAGAGCAGAGGAGGCGCAGCAGAGAGUCAUUUCUGCAGAUCACAGUGAACUUCCUGAGGAGGAUGAAGCAGGAGGAGCUGGCUGAGCGUCUGCAGAGCAGUAAGAGGGUUUGAACAGGUUUAACAUGGUGGAAAGAGGAAGUGGAGGCGACAUGGGAGAGGUUUCCACUGACACACUCUGCUGUAGAUCUGCUGCACACAUCUGCAUCAGACCACAGGCUGUUUGUCUCCACUGAGGAUACAAACUCUGCACACACUGACAUGUUUAGUCUCUGACUUUCUGAAGGAUCCACUCACUGAUUUAACUUAUUGUUUGUUCACUCAGGA
This is a messenger RNA of Monopterus albus (swamp eel), 1070 nucleotides long. RefSeq lists its product as uncharacterized. The record is from RefSeq and is a predicted model, not a curated record. The coding region runs from base 237 to 857 and encodes 206 amino acids. The transcript has 6 exons. NCBI's taxonomy places the organism in Eukaryota, Metazoa, Chordata, Actinopteri, Synbranchiformes, Synbranchidae.